CCGCGCCGGGCUCCUGCGGGGCGGGGGCGGCGCUGAGCGGGGCCCCGCGGUUUCCUUUCGGCGUGGCCGCGACCGCCCGGCGGCACCCGGCCCCGCCACCAUGUUCAGGCGGAUCCUGCAGCGGACUCCGGGCAGAGUUGGGUCUCAGAGCUCAGAUUCCGAUUCAUCUGCCGCUCCAGGAAAUGCCGUGGAUGUGAACAAUGAGGGCUCCUCUGAGGGCUUCAUCUGUCCACUCUGUAUGAAAGUGUGUGUAACUCCUACUGAUCUGUCUGAACAUUACCAGAAUGAACACAUGGGGACAGAAGGAAGACAGGAGCUUCGUGACAUUCCGGCUGUUACUGGAUUUAUCUGUCCCUUGUGUAUGAAGUCUCAUGGAUCAGCUGAGGAGCUGUUCAAGCACUAUGAAGCAGUUCAUAAUUCUGGCAUCGAUUCAACUUGUGGAGGGGAAGGUCACCUGUCAUCAGAAAGAGAUGAAGUAUCACUGCUCCGACAAGAAGUACAAGACUUGCAAGCUUCGCUGAAGGAGGAAAGAUGGUAUUCAGAAGAGCUGAAGAAAGAACUAGAGAAAUUGCAGGGGCAGCAGCAGCAAGAUUCUAAGUCUGAUGGAUUGACAACAUCUACAUCUACAGCUAUUCCAGGAAGUAAUACUGUUCUUUUUAUGGAAAUAGAAUCAUUAGAACGGCAACUAGAAGAGAUCCAAGUAGAAAAUUUUAAUAUUAAGCAAAUGAAAGACUUAUUUGAGCAAAAAGCAGCACAACUGGCCACUGAAAUUGUGGAUCUUAAAGCAAAGUAUGAUGAAGAAAUCAGCCUUCGGGAAGGUGCAGAACAGAAAAUGACAAACCUAACACAGGAACUACUGAAGGAGAGAAGUACCAUAGAAGACUUAAAGACAGAGCUGCUACAAAGGCCUGGUGUGGAAGAUGUGGCUGUUCUUAAAAAGGAACUGGUCCAAGUUCAGACACUGAUGGACAAAAUGACUUUGGAAUGUGAGAGAGAAUCUGAAAAGCUGAAAGAUGAGUGCAAGCACUUGCAGGCAGAGAAGGCAAACUCAGAGGCUACCAUUAACCAGUUAAGAGCUGAACUUGCCAAGGGACCUCAGGAGGUAGCUGUAUAUGUUCAGGAGCUGCAAAAACUUCAAAGUUUAGUCAAAGAGCUAGAACAGAAAAACCAGAAUCUGACUGAGAAGCUGCUGAAGAAGGAGCAGGAGUACAGCCAGCUAGAAGAAAAACAUAAUGAGCUAUCUGUGAGCAAAAAGCGUGUUCAGGCAAGCUUUCACCAGAAGGACCUGGAUUGCCAACAGCUUCAGGCAAAGCUGUCUGCAUCUGAAGCCUCGAUACAGAGAUUACAGACAGAGCUAGGUGAGAAGGGAGAAGCAAGCCAGAAGCUUAAAGAAGAAUUGUCCGAAGUAGAGACAAAAUACCAGCAUCUUAAGGCAGAAUGUAAACAGCUCCAGCAGCAGAGAGAGGAAAAAGAGCAGCAUGGUUUGCAGCUCCAGAGCGAGCUCAGUCAGCUGCAUAGUAAGCUUCUGGAAACAGAGCGCCAGCUGGGGGAAGCACAUGGGCGGCUUAAGGAGCAGAGGCAGCUCUCUAGUGAAAAGCUGAUGGACAAAGAGCAGCAGGUGGCUGAUCUUCAGUUGAAGCUUUCUCGUGCUGAGGAACAGCUGAAGGAAAAGGUGGCAAACUCCACAGAAUUGCAACAUCAGUUAGAUAAGGCAAAACAACAGCACCAGGAACAGCAGACACUUCAACAAAACACGACAUCAAAACUUCGAGAAGCCCAGAAUGAUUUGGAGCAAGUACUACGACAAAUUGGAGAUAAGGACCAAAAAAUUCAAAAUCUUGAGGCCUUGCUUCAAAAGAGUAAGGAAAAUAUCUCUCUGCUUGAAAAGGAAAGAGAGGAUUUGUAUGCGAAAAUUCAAGCUGGUGAAGGAGAAACUGCAGUUCUUAACCAGCUACAGGAGAAAAAUCAUGCACUACAAAUACAGGUAACUCAACUGACAGAGAAGCUGAAGAAUCAAUCAGAAAGUCAUAAACAAGCCCAAGAGAAUUUGCAUGAGCAAGUGCAGGAGCAGAAGGCACAUCUAAGAGCUGCUCAAGACCGUGUGCUCUCUCUGGAAGCCAAUAUCACUGAGUUGAGCAGUCAGCUAAAUGAAAGUAAAGAGAAAGUAUCACAACUUGAUGUACAGGUAAAAGCAAAAACUGAAUUGCUGCUUUCAGCAGAAGCAUCAAAAGCUGCUCAAAGAGCAGACCUUCAGAAUCAUCUGGACACUGCCCAGCAUGCACUGCAAGACAAGCAACAGGAGUUAAAUAAGGUCAGUGUUCAGUUGGAUCAGGUUACGGCUAAGCUGAAUGACAAGCAGGAAUACUGUGCUCAGCUGGAAGCCAAUCUCAAAGACUACAAAGAGCAACAUCUUUAUUUAGAACAGAAAACCGAAGAGCUAGAGGGACAGCUUAAGAAACUUGAGGCUGACAUUCUUGAUGCUAAAGCAAGCAAAGACCAAGCUCUUCAGGAGUUACAGCAGCAGCGACAGCAAUCUACAGAAUUAGACCUCCGAAUAGCAGAGCUGAGUAAACAACUUGAAGCAGAAAGAGAAGCUAUGUCUAGUGCUAAAUUGGAUUUACAGAAGAAAUCUGAGACCCUUGAACAAGCAAAACAGCAAAUCUCAAAGCAAGAGGAGGAAAACGCCAGCCUCAAAAAAAAUCUUGAGAAAUCAAGUCAAGAUACAAGUAAACAACUCAAGGAAUUAGACUGCAAAAUGCAAGCAGCAACAUCGGAGCUGCAACAGGUGAAAUUAGAGAAGGAUACUUUGCAAAAGGACCUUACAGCUACCAAAGAGAAACUCUCGAAAAGUUCUGAAUCCUUCAAAAAAAGGAAGGAAGAAUUAGAAAAAGAAAUAGAAAAAGGAAAAGCAGCUGUAGCAGAAAUGGAAAAAUCUUACCAAGAAAUAAAACAGCAGCUCCAGGUACAGACAGAGUCUGUAGCUAAAGAGAGGAAUGAAUUGAAAAACUCACUGGAAAAAAAGGAGGGGAUCUCUAAGCAAUUGUCAAUAGAACUUGACUCAACACGGGCGCAAGUACUGGAAAUUCAGGGUCUUCUGAAAGAGAAAGAGAACAGUGAGCAGCAUCUUCAGGGAAAGCUGAGAGAGAUAAAGGAAUCUUUUGAGCAGAAGAAAAAGCAUAGUGAAACGCUGCAAGCUGAAUUAAAAACUGCCCUUUUAGAAAAGGCAGAACUGGAGAAUAAACUGCAACAGCAGACUAUUUUGUCAGCUCAGGAGCUUAAAGCAGAGAAAGGAAAACUAGCAGACUUACAGAAGACCCAUGAAAAAAAUAAGGAAAACAUGGAAAAGCUGCAGCUGGAUCUGUACGGGAAAGAGUCUGAGCUGUUGGCAACCAGGCAAGACCUUAAGUCCACAGAAGAAAAACUGGCUCUUGCUCAGGAAGAAUUAGUUUCCAGCAGAAAUCGAAUUGCCAGCAAUAAUCAGCAGAUUCAGGAGCUGAAGAAAGCCAAGUCAACGCUGGAACAGGAUGCAUCAAAGAAGGAGCAGCAACUGGGCGAGAAGACCAAAAUGCUACAGGAUCUUCAGAAUGAGAGGAUUUUGAAAGAAAAAGACUUAGCUAAUGAAAAAUGUAAAACAACAGAGCUCCAGGAAAUAAGGAAUAGACUUGAAAAAGAAAGUGCCAAGCUGAGCGAAGAGCUUAGAAUCUGCAAGCAAGAAUUUGAGAAGGAGGUGGCGAAUCUCAAGGAUGCGAAACAGCUGCUGAUUCAACAGAAAUUAGAGCUUCAGGGCAAGAUAGAUAAUAUGAAUUCAACUCUGGAACAGGAGAAGAAAAACCAACAAGCUGUUAAAGAUCAGCUGAAAAAGAGAGAAGAGGAACUGAAGAAAGAAUGUGCUGAAGUUGAAGCCAAACUGCAUUCAGAGGUGAAAGAGAAAGAAGAAGAAAACCGGAAACAUGAGGAGAAGGAGACCAAGCUGACCAUGCAGGUCACAGCUCUGAAUGAAAACCUGGCUACCAUGAAGAAAGAGUGGCAGAGCAGUCAGAGACGAGUUAGCGAACUGGAGAAACAGACAGAUGAUUUACGUGGGGACAUUGCUGUCUUGGAAGCAACUGUGCAGAAUAAUCAGGAUGAGAGAAGAGCAUUGCUAGAGAGGUGUAUAAAAAGUGAGGGAGAAAUUGAAAAGCUUCAAUCCAAACUUGUAGAAAUGAAGAAAAAGCUGGACAACACUACUGCUGCAAUGCAGGAGCUAGGCCGAGAAAACCAGUCGUUACAGAUCAAACACACCCAAGCUCUCAACAGGAAAUGGGCAGAAGACAACGAGGUACAGAAUUGUAUGGCCUGUGGGAAAGGCUUUUCAGUGACAGUGAGAAGGCAUCACUGUAGACAGUGUGGAAAUAUCUUUUGUGCUGAAUGCUCAGCAAAGAAUGCCUUAACUCCUUCUUCUAAGAAGCCUGUCCGAGUCUGUGAUACUUGCUUUAAUGACUUGCAAGGAUAACUGGUGUGAGUGACAAAGAAAUGUUACACUAAAAUUUAUUAUUUCUGUUGAUGCACUUCAUUCAGCACUCAGACUACUACUCAGUUUGGACAAUGAUUGUAACAUUUGGCAAAAUUUAGUAUAUUUUAAAAUGUUUAUUGAUACCAAGUAAAACUAUUGUAUUUUUUGUGAGAUAUGGGCUCAGAUCACUCAAGCUUAUUGCUGUCUAUCCUGGAAAGAGCUUCUAUGUCUAGAUUAGAAAUACCCAGUUAUUUGUAAAUAAAGUUUAAACAGAGGAGUAACAAUGUAUUUUUUUAUCUUUAUUUUUUUUUUCAAGAAAAAUGCGUUUAUGUGAUACUGCAGUUUAUUCUUGUUUCCUUCAAUGGAAAAGGAAGAUGCAAAAACUUGUGAGGAUUUUGUGUAUCAAAUGUUGCUGUAAUAGCAUAACUCAUUGUUGCAUUUGAUUGUGUAUCUGAUGGUCUUUAUAACUCCUUGUGGUUCUGUUUUCUUUCUUUCUGGUUUUAGUACUUUUCUCUUUAAAGUUUGAACUCCACAGUGAGGGUUAAAUUGCUGGAAUCAACUCUCAGUUUUAUUUGCCUGCUCAGAAGUUGUAAUAUCAGCACCUGAGUUCUUACUAAACUACAGGACUUGGAUACUGGAAUGUCUUUAUGCAUACUGUACCGCAUAGUUUGUGUGUGUAUACGUGAACAAAUGAUGAGGCCAAGUUUAGUGGGCACUGUAGGAACAUUACACGCAGCUCUCCCACAUGGACUGAUUUCACUUUUACAUAUUUGAUGAAUUGAUUUUAAUAUUUCAGAAACCCUUUAUAUGCAUGUUUUAAAAAACAAACAGUGCAGAUAACCUGUAGUCCAUUUGUCACCAUACCCAUACUCUAGAAGCUCCAGGAAGUCCUUGUGGUUCUGAGGCAUAUCCUGAAAUUCCACACUAGAAAUCCUACUAAGGAAAACUCUCUUCAGAGGGUGCUACAGUUAAGCUGAACUUUUCUCCUGUCUCUUCCUUCACCUUUGGUGGAAAAAGCUGAACUCCUGGUACUCUCAGCAGACCUCGUUUUUCCAUUGUUCCAUCUGUCCCCUGUUGCUGAGGGUUCUUAAAUUGUAUUCUAGUUCUAUGAUUUAUUCUGCUUAUGCAAAUCUCCUGGUGCUGGCUUAGCUUUAAACCAAACAGCUCUAAAUGAGCAGGUAGAUAUAUACAGGUUUAGAUCAUAGAUUCAUUGAAUUGCUUGGGUUGAAAGGGGCCUUUAAAGAUAACUACUCCAACCCCCUUGCAAUGGACAGGUUGCUCAAAGUCCCAUUUGACCUGACUUUGAACAUUCCCACUGAUGGGGCAGCCACAGAUUCUCUGGGCAAUCUCUUCUGGUGUUUUACCACCCUUUGUUCAGAUUUUACUUUUCUGUACUAGCAAUGGAGGUUUCCUGAUGUGUUCAUGUAAAUUCCAAAUCUUUUUCUUGUGUUUUUCUCUACACUUGUGUUUUUUUCCUGCCUGUGUCUAACUGUGCCUCUCUUUGAAAUAAGUAUCUGACAUUUGGCUUCAAAACUAUUAAUAUUAUUUCUUCUGAGCUAAGGUUUUCUCUUGUGAUACUUAGAUCCCCUUUGUCUUGAGUACUCUAAUAAAUUCCUUACAACCCAAGCCAUUCUCUGUCUUAAAAAUUUGUGCUGGCUAUUUGGAGAUAAGGAAUAGGUCCUCAGUUCCUCUACUCCUUGCCUCCUGAGGUAAAGAAACAAAUUCUGUUACCGUGGUGGACAGUUAGCCAUCCUUAGGUAGGUUUGUUUAAUUUUAUGUACUCACAGUUCUGUAUGUGAAUGAAGAAGAGACUUUUGCGAAAAAUGUCCAGUCCUGACUCUGAAAUGAAAAGACUUCUUAAUCCCUCUUCCCCAAUAGUGAUCUAUAUUUCUUAUGUAGUUACCUAGUUCCGAAUUUUCAUCCUCAAGGAUUCUUUCUCAACAAGUUUUAUUAUUUCCCAAAAGCCAGCUGAGUUAUUUAACUGGUUCUCACAACUAUAAAAGGGCUUGCAAUAAAAGCAUGAUGACGUGAAAUACUUACCAACUUUUCUAGUUUGAAUUUGAGAGUUGCUUGCUUGAAAGAAACUGUUGCUGCAGUGACUCCAUAUGAACAGAUCUUCUGGACUUGCUGCAUCUCCUUGUUAUUGCAACUGUUCAAAACAAGAAUUGUUUGAAUAGAAAGUAAGAGCAGAAUUUUGCCUCUAAUUCUUCUAUUUAU
Tympanuchus pallidicinctus (lesser prairie-chicken) is the source of this 6709-nucleotide messenger RNA. RefSeq names its product early endosome antigen 1 (gene EEA1). The transcript has 30 exons. Bases 101 to 4492 code for a protein of 1463 amino acids. Lineage: Eukaryota; Metazoa; Chordata; Aves; Galliformes; Phasianidae. The record is from RefSeq and is a predicted model, not a curated record. Gene Ontology annotation, molecular function: metal ion binding; 1-phosphatidylinositol binding. Gene Ontology annotation, biological process: endocytosis. Gene Ontology annotation, cellular component: early endosome.